AUGUGGGAGUGCAUCCAAUCACGUUGUCCGAGUCAACCUGUUACUACUAGUAGCGAAGAUGCUGCUGCCACUGUCUCUGUGCCUGAGGAUACUGUCAAUGACAAAGAGGAACCAGGUGAUGAUGCUCCAUUGGAGCUUCUCCUGCAGUUUGUAGCGUCAGGAAAGAAGUGUGCACCUGACGGGUACAGAAUUGAUGUGGACAGGCCCUCACUGAUUGUUCACACUGCUGCUGAUUGUUUCAAGGAAGUUCCUGCCAGUGUUUCUAAUGGUGAACCCAUUCCAUUGGGAAGGGGCAAGCGCAGAUGUGUCGCGAACAAACAAUAUGGUGCAUUUGAGGAGCAUUAG
Molecule: messenger RNA, 345 nt
Organism: Suillus paluster
Lineage: Eukaryota; Fungi; Basidiomycota; Agaricomycetes; Boletales; Suillaceae
Exons: 1
Coding region: 1-345 (114 amino acids)
Source: RefSeq, a predicted model, not a curated record